GCCGCCGGACGGGACUCUAAGAUGAAGUUAUGGGAUGUCGUGGCUGUCUGCCUGGUGCUGCUCCACACCGCGUCCGCCUUCCCGCUGCCCGCCGGUAAGAGGCCUCCCGAGGCGCCCGCCGAAGACCGCUCCCUCGGCCGCCGCCGCGCUCCCUUCGCGCUGAGCAGUGACUCAAAUAUGCCAGAGGAUUAUCCUGAUCAGUUUGAUGAUGUCAUGGAUUUUAUUCAAGCCACCAUUAAAAGACUGAAAAGGUCACCAGAUAAACAAAUGGCAGUCCUUCCUAGAAGAGAGCGGAAUCGGCAGACAGCUGCUGCCAACCCGGAGAAUUCCAGAGGAAAAGGUCGAAGAGGCCAGAGAGGCAAAAAUCGGGGCUGCGUCUUAACUGCCAUCCAUUUAAACGUCACUGACUUGGGUUUGGGCUAUGAAACCAAGGAGGAACUGAUUUUUAGGUACUGCAGUGGCUCUUGUGAUGCAGCUGAGACAACAUACGACAAAAUAUUAAAAAACUUAUCCAAAAAUAGAAGGCUGGUGAGUGACAAAGUAGGGCAGGCGUGUUGUAGACCCCUCGCCUUUGAUGACGACCUGUCAUUUCUAGACGAUAACCUGGUUUACCACAUUCUCAGAAAGCAUUCCGCUAAACGGUGUGGAUGUAUCUGACUCCGGCUCCA
Molecule: messenger RNA, 668 nt
Organism: Tupaia belangeri chinensis (Chinese tree shrew)
Lineage: Eukaryota; Metazoa; Chordata; Mammalia; Scandentia; Tupaiidae
Gene: GDNF
Product: glial cell derived neurotrophic factor
Exons: 2
Coding region: 22-657 (211 amino acids)
Biological process (GO): negative regulation of neuron apoptotic process; peripheral nervous system development; positive regulation of branching involved in ureteric bud morphogenesis
Molecular function (GO): glial cell-derived neurotrophic factor receptor binding; receptor tyrosine kinase binding; growth factor activity
Source: RefSeq, a predicted model, not a curated record